Messenger RNA from Coffea eugenioides, 1659 nucleotides. RefSeq names its product UDP-glycosyltransferase 74G1-like. The coding region runs from base 108 to 1484 and encodes 458 amino acids. The record is from RefSeq and is a predicted model, not a curated record. The transcript is spliced from 2 exons. Lineage: Eukaryota; Viridiplantae; Streptophyta; Magnoliopsida; Gentianales; Rubiaceae. Gene Ontology annotation, molecular function: UDP-glycosyltransferase activity.
UCGACUUGGAGUUGCUAUCGCGAGGAAAAAGAAGAAACUUGAGAGUACUCAAGGUUCAGGAAACAGCUGAAACAUACACAAAAGGGCAAACUUAAAGGAAUUAAGUCAUGAUGAAUUCCACCAAAGUUCAUGUUUUAGUUCUGCCAUAUCCUGCCCAAGGCCACAUAAACCCCUUGCUCCAAUUCUGUAAACGUUUGGUGGCAAAAGGUGUCAAAACCACCUUUGUCAACAGCGUCUUCAUCUCCAAGUCUAUCCCCGCAGAUCCCAAGAGCGCAAUUAACUUCGAGACCAUUUCAGAUGGCCAUGAUGAAGGUGGCUAUGCGGCAGCUGAAAGCACCGGGGCCUAUCUUGAAAAACUGGCCACCUUCGGCUCAAAGAAGUUGGCUGAUCUUAUCAGGAAGCUUGAAGACAAGGGCGAACCAGUUCAGGCCGUGAUUUAUGAUUCACUCUUGACAUGGGCUCUUGAUGUAGCUAAGCAAUUUGGACUUGUUGCAGCUUCUUUUUUCACUCAAACUUGUGCUGUAAACAGCAUCUACUACAAUGUUUAUCAUGGACUUCUACCGGUCCCUCUUUCAGACUCACCUAUUUCCCUUCCUGGAUUGCCACUGCUCCAACCAAAGGAAACUCCAUCCUUUGUUUACCUUCCCGAUUCGUCUCCUGCUUUUCUUCACUUGCUUGUCAAUCAGUUCUCCAACGUUGAUCAAGCAGAUUGGGUCAUCCUCAACAAUUUCCACAAAUUGGAGGAAGAUGCGCUGAAUUGGAUGGCGAAACUUUGGCGAGUGAUUACAGUCGGUCCAACAGUUCCAUCCAUUUACUUGGAUAAACGCCUUGAGGAUGAUAUCGGUUAUGGAAUAAAUCUCUUCAAGCCGGAAUCCAGCUUGUGCAUCAACUGGCUAAAUAGUCAACCUAAGGACUCGGUUGUUUAUGUAUCAUUUGGUAGCUGGACAGAAAUUGACGUAGAACAAGUGGAGGAAAUAGCUUCAGCUUUGAAGGAAAGCGGAUUCAAAUUCUUGUGGGUCGUGAGAACAUUUGAGAAGGAAAAGCUUCCAAGCAAAUUUGCUGAGGAGACAUCCGAGAAAGGUUUGGUGGUGACAUGGAGUCCACAGCUUGAGGUGUUGGCACAUGAAUCUGUCUCUUGUUUUGUUACUCAUUGCGGCUUCAAUUCAGUGCUAGAGGCGUUGAGUUUAGGGGUGCCGGUGGUGGCAGCGCCGCAGUGGACAGACCAGCCCACCAAUGCUAAGUUUCUCGUAGACAUUUGGGGGGUUGGUGUAAAGGCUGAUGCGGAUGAGAAAGGAAUUGUGAGAAGGGAAACGUUAGUUUCUUGUAUAAGCGAGAUUAUGGAGGGAGAAAAGGGAAAGCAGAUUAAAGAGAAUGCCAUUGAAUGGAAGGCUUUAGCUAAAGAAGCUAUUGAUGACGGUGGAAGUUCUGAUAAGAACAUUGAUGAAUUUGUCGCCGGAUUAGCAGGCCAGAAAGCCAAGAAGUAGACGUAGAUGCUACACUGAAAAGGGCAACGUACCUUGUCCUCAAAAAGUACUCUCGUAAUAAAUAAUUUAGUACUUUUAUAUUUGUAAUAAUUUUCUUGUACUGACAAAUUCAAUGUCAUGAUUCGUGUUUCUUUGAAAUAUAUGAAGUAAAUGAGGCAACUUCUAUAUUUUUUUA